Molecule: messenger RNA, 2410 nt
Organism: Cuscuta europaea
Lineage: Eukaryota; Viridiplantae; Streptophyta; Magnoliopsida; Solanales; Convolvulaceae
Source: the annotation of a GenBank genome assembly
CACAAAAGUCGAGGGAAAAUAAAGGAAACCCCUGAUAUACGUAUAAAAUAUGCUUAAUCACUGGGCUUGUAUACAAUCAUAAAUGGUGUAGAGAGAGAAAGGAGGCAUGGUCCGCAUGAAGGCCGUAGCCGCAGUCGUAGUACUAACCAUGAUCUGAACAAGAACCAAGUAGCAAGAGAACGGACAAAACAACAUCAAUCAAGAAUUGGGAAAACAAUUGUUUAUGUUUCACAAAAAAGAGUCUUGUUUUCUUGGCUACAAGGGGGAAAGAAAUCUUUAAAAUAUAAAGAAAAAGGAGAGUAGGGACUGGGCUCCUCCACACUCAUCAUUGUGUCUUCAAUCCGAAGCCAAAAGAGGAAGACUAUGUUGUGAUUCCACACUCUCUUUUCCCCACCCCCAACUCCAACGGGUAUAGUUUUGCAUCAUUCCCUUCUUCUCUCUUCACCCUCUGCCAAUUCUCCCACCAAUCUUAAUGCCCUUUUCUUCUUUCCUUAUCGCUAACCAGACCCACACUGACACAGGCCUAGGAUCACUCUUGGCUGCAUCCCCAACCAUUGCUAAAAUGCUUAAGCAAAUUCUUGCGAAAAUUCCUCGGAAAUCCCAGAAAUCUGAUUCAAAGGAUCCCUCUGUGACCAAACCCUUAAACAGCAAGCCACCCAUGACAGAUACUGGCGAUGGGCUUCAGUUCACAAAUAGCUGCAAUGUGAUAGCUAACCAACUAAGUGUAGUGAAACGCAUGUCGUCUGCAAUAUUCCCCGUGGCAGGAGGGGAGUCCAUUGGGCCCCACGUGUGCUUCAAGGAUGUCUCAAAUGGGGAGAAGCAAGGCCUGUUCUUGAGCAAGCUGAACCUCUGUUGCUCCGUGUUUGAUUUCAGUGAUCCUGAGAAGAACGCGGUGGAAAAAGACCUGAAGAGACAGGCAUUGAUUGAUCUCAACGAUUUUGUCACCUCUGGGUCUGUUAAAUGCACUGAAUCUGCCAUUGCUGCAGUCUGCAAAAUGUGUGCUGUUAAUUUGUUUAGAGACUUCCCUCCCAAGUACCCCCCUUCCCAUUCUGCUCGAGGUGAGAGUGAAGAUGAAGAACCACUAUUCGACCCUGCCUGGUAUCACUUGCAGCUGGUGUACGAUCUAUUCCUUCAAUUCAUAAGCCUGACGUCUCUUGAUCCGAAGGCAGCAAAGAAAUAUGUGCAUCACUCCUUCAUAAUAAGACUGCUCAACCUAUUUGACUCUGAGGACCCAAGGGAAAGAGAGUGCCUUAAAUCGGUCCUCCACCGGCUGUACGAGAAGUUCAUGGUGCACAGGCCUUUCAUCCGAAAUGCGAUCAGUAACUUAUUUUAUGGCUUUGUGUUUGAGACUCAAUGGCAUAAUGGGAUUUCAGAACUGCUUGAAGUAUUGGGAAGUGUGAUUAGCGGUUUUGCUUUGCCCUUAAAAGAAGAACAUAAGGUGUUCUUCUCCAGGGCUUUGAUACCCUUACACAAGCCAAAAGCAUUGGGCAUGUAUCACCAACAGCUGGUAUACUGUGUUGUACAGUUUGUAGAGAAGGAGCAGAACCUGGCUAGCGUUUUGGUAGCAAAGCUUUUGAGAUAUUGGCCUGUGAAGAAUAGCCAAAAGGAGUUGAUGUUUAUCAGUGAGAUCGAAGAGAUUAUGGAAUUGAUGAAGGUUUCUGAGUUUCAAAAGAUCAUGGUCCCACUCUUUCGGCGUAUAGGAUUUUGCCUCAAUAGCUCGCAUUUCCAGGUAGCAGAAAGAGCACAUCUCUUGUGGAACAAUGACAACUUCCUUAACCUGGUGACGCUCAACAAGGAUGUGAUGAUGCCCAUUGUAGUGUCGGCAUUAGAAAAGAACGGCCAAAACCAUUGGAAUAAGUCCAUUCUGAACCUGACUCAAAAUGUGAGGAAAGUGAUACUGGAGAUGGACGAGGAGCUUGUUCUUUCCUGUCAAAGAAAACUUGAGGAGGAAAAGUCGACAUCAGACAUAGUUGCCGAGAGACGGAGGGUGAAAUGGGAACAUCUUGAUAGUAUUACCUCUACCCCUCUUUCUUCUCUACCUAAGCCACCUUUAAACUGCCUUGUUGCUACCUGUUGAAUUGAUCAAUCAACUCUACCUGGAAUGCUUACUCUUCUGAAUUUUUUAUGGAAGAAACACCCACCCGCCAGCUUCUUCAAGAGCGCUCUUACAAUAGAUAGCCAAUGGGGUGAGCAGCAGCAGCAAUAUCAGUUUGAUAUGUGUCAGCCUCUUUUCUUGAACUGAUGAACUGUAAUUUCUUACCAAUAUGAUCAAGUCAGUCUUUGAAUCAUGUUCUGUAAAUAAGGCUUUUGAACAACAGAAUGAGUGAGUUAAGCAGGCAGUCCGCCUCGGUAAGUUAUUGUUCCUAUUUGACUACUCAUUAUUGGCAUUAUUAUAUCUAUGUUAAUAUAG